AUGACCUACAAGAUCCCAGCUUACCUCCAGCUACACCUCAUCGUCAACAACGACCAACUAUCCCAGCUCCCACCACGCCUCCAAUACAACGAAUCCAAAGGCAGCGUGGCCAUCGAAGUCCCCAUCGACAUCACCCUCCCAAACCUCGAAACGACCCACCUUGUAGAACCCGUCGUACCCUCCGCUAUGGCAUCCCUAGGCCUGACUCCUUUCCGCCUCGCCCUCCUCGCCGAAAUCCUCGGCAACAUCUCCUCUCUCCCCUCCCUCCUCCUCAACCCCGACAUCGCCCUGCACAUCAUCCUCAAGUCCCCCACCCUCAUAACUCCCGCGACGAGAGUUCUCACUCGAAUCUUCGGGGGCGUUGUUGCAGGCCUGACGAUCCCGCUGAUCCUCUCGUGGCCGAACCCGAGAUCUGGCAAUGCUGGGGAGCAGCAGCGAGGGUUUAGGAAGGCGGCGUAUCUUGUGCAGGGGACCGGGGAGGUCUUUCUAGGGGCGUUGUUUGCGUGGCUGUGGUUGACUGGGGAGGAUCAUGGGGUGAAGGAGCUGUUUUUAGUCGGUGGGACGGUGAAUAUGGCGGUGUUGUUGGGGUUGAGGUGGGUGUUCCUUGCGUGGAAGCCGCAUCUUUUGGAGCAUACGGAGGCGGGAGAGGGGAAGGGCAAGACGCAGUAG
Molecule: messenger RNA, 669 nt
Organism: Fulvia fulva
Lineage: Eukaryota; Fungi; Ascomycota; Dothideomycetes; Mycosphaerellales; Mycosphaerellaceae
Exons: 1
Coding region: 1-669 (222 amino acids)
Source: RefSeq, a predicted model, not a curated record